Messenger RNA from Mastomys coucha (southern multimammate mouse), 886 nucleotides. It is a transcript of the gene Ghrl, whose product is annotated as ghrelin and obestatin prepropeptide. Gene Ontology annotation, molecular function: ghrelin receptor binding; growth hormone-releasing hormone activity. Gene Ontology annotation, biological process: negative regulation of inflammatory response; regulation of response to food; positive regulation of growth hormone secretion. The transcript is spliced from 4 exons. Bases 414 to 764 code for a protein of 116 amino acids. NCBI's taxonomy places the organism in Eukaryota, Metazoa, Chordata, Mammalia, Rodentia, Muridae. Gene Ontology annotation, cellular component: extracellular region. The record is from RefSeq and is a predicted model, not a curated record.
UUCCAGGUAAGCUCUCUCUGCUGUCUGUGUAUGUGUAUAUGUAUGUGUAUGCAUGAACAUGAACGCUCACCAGGGUCUAAAUUAUUCAGCACUGGCCACUCAUUUACUUUCUCUGAGUUUCAGUGAGCUCACUCACUGUUCAGCCUAAUUAGUUCUGUCAACAGGCUCUUGAGGGCUCAGGACAAGCGACACUGAAAUGGACAGGCCUCCUUCACAGUAAGGCAGAGGUCAGCCUUCAGCUCGCUCACCUUUAUAAGAUAGCAACAAGAGAGCCUUGCUUCAUCCAGCAGUCUUAUCCUUCUAGAAGCUUGCUGGAUUCCACCCUGAGUAAAUUCUAAGGCAUAUAACAUGGAGAUGAAGUAGGCUACUAGAGACCUUCUCUCCCCCAGGUCAUCAUCCUCACCACCAAGACCAUGCUGUCUUCAGGGAGCAUCUGCAGUUUGCUACUCCUCAGCAUGCUCUGGACAGACAUGGCCAUGGCAGGUUCCAGCUUCCUGAGUCCAGAGCACCAGAAAGCCCAGAGAAAGGAAUCCAAGAAGCCACCAGCUAAACUGCAGCCACGAGCUCUGGAAGGCUGGCUCCACCCAGAGGACAGAGGACAAGCAGAAGAGGCAGAGGAGGAGUUGGAGAUUAGGUUCAAUGCUCCCUUUGACGUUGGCAUCAAGCUGUCAGGAGCUCAGUACCAGCAGCAUGGCCGGGCCCUGGGGAAGUUUCUUCAGGAUAUCCUCUGGGAAGAAGUCAAAGAGGUGCCAGCUGACAAGUAACCACUGACAGGACUGGCCCCUGUGCUUUCCUCCUGAGCAACAACUCACAUCCAGCCUCAGCCUCCUCUGCAACUCCCAGCACUCUCCUAUUGCCUUAAGAAUAAAAUGUUCAAGCUGUAUGC